This is a messenger RNA of Phycomyces blakesleeanus NRRL 1555(-), 429 nucleotides long. RefSeq lists its product as hypothetical. The transcript is spliced from 2 exons. Bases 1 to 429 code for a protein of 142 amino acids. The record is from RefSeq and is a predicted model, not a curated record. Lineage: Eukaryota; Fungi; Mucoromycota; Mucoromycetes; Mucorales; Phycomycetaceae.
AUGGUCCUGCAUCCUAUUCUCUCUCAGGCAUGUAUCUCUUCUUUUGCACUGACAUUCCAGCAGUCAGACCUUCACAUUCGUGACGGGUUGUCCAUUGACCUCCAGCCGCUUCUGUUAGCACAACUUCCCGGUCAGAUCUGGUCCCGACUCACAACUCGCUCUUACUGCUCUGCCUGUUCCCAUCAACUGGUUAAUACUCGCCCCAUCCAGCCUCCUCUUCACCAACAACAACUUCGCUCCUUCUGGUCUUUUGUUCUUCCUCACAGGGCACUCCUCAACACUGCUCGCAAGUCAGUAUCUCGCCUCUGCUCUGAGCUAGAGCUUGGCUCUCGCGAUGUACCUCCGGUACAGCUCUACCCUUACUUUUACCCUAACUUCUAUAAUAAUAAAAAAGAGCAUAAAAUUCCAAAAGCCAAAAACAUCAUAUAA